Messenger RNA from Pocillopora meandrina, 4224 nucleotides. Lineage: Eukaryota; Metazoa; Cnidaria; Anthozoa; Scleractinia; Pocilloporidae. The record is from the annotation of a GenBank genome assembly.
AUGCGUCUUCUCCGGCAUCUCGUGAAGACCUCGAGAAGAGCCAAUCUAAAAGAAGAAAGAGAGUAUCUCCCGUUCAAAAUGUGGAGGAAAAGAGUGCAGAUGCGAAAAUGCACACCCAUGAACAAGGAUCUUCCGGCGAGGAUGGUAGUAAAGUUAACCAACAACCUAAGUCGAGUGUUUUUCGUUGGUAACAUGGCGAGUUGUGACGAAGACAGCGUUGUCCGAACGAAGCUUCGACCUAGAAGACCCCAUUCUGAUAGAGGUGAAGUCGACCUGGUUAAAUGUAAAGCUAGUUCGUCAGACGAGUCCAGACUGGAGUUCCAACAUAAAAAUCUCGGGAGAACACGUCUAAGGCAAGCUGGAAAGGAAAAUUUUUGUGAAACUUUCGAGUCUACAAAUCAGAUAGCAGAUGAACAACUAAAAAGCAACAUUGACAUAGAAACCCUUGAGAAAAAGUAUAGCGUUGACUAUCUCAUUACUCAUGCUUCUCGUUCACAAGGAGAGAGCAAACAAAACACCCAAGGAGAAAGUCCUAAAUCAAAGAACAUUCGAUCUGCUAGAAGAGAAAAGUUGUCCGAUUGUUGCGAUGAAAACGAGCAGCUAGAUGAAUCUCAUGUGGAAAUAAUUCAAGACAUAGAGCAAAAAGUAGAUAUGGAGAGUCCCAGAAGUACGCGGGAUGCAUCGGUUGUUAAGCUGAAAAAUUCCAUCAUGAUCCGUGAAGCUCCCGCGACAGAGAGUGACAUGCAAAAAGGUAAGAUGACGUCACUUGAAACAAAAGUACAACAAGAGUCGGAAAUCAGGAUGGAAAGUCGGAAAAGGUCAUGCCUUAGGUCAGCUACGAAGGAAAGUCAUCAUGAAUCUUGUCAAGAGGAUGGGGGCCAUGCGUCUGCUCAUUUGGAGAUGCCUACAGAAAAUGAAAAAGAGAAUGCCGUUAAGUCGUGUGAGGCAAGUGGUUCGAAAAGUUUGGGACAAGACAUUGAAAUGGAAGGUUCCAUGGGGUCGCGUCGUAGCUCUGCCGCAAGUGGGAAUCGUGGUGGACUCUGUGACAGAAAACCAAAUUUCGAUACUUCGCCGGAAACUAAACCAGAAGACACCCAGAUGGAAAGUCUUAGUAUGUCCUGUCUUUCAUCUCCUUCGAAUGGUAGUAUUUCGCGACCCAAAAGAUCUGGAUCGCCAAAAACAGGGGAGGAAAAAGGAGAGCAGAAAACACGAAGAAGGAAACAACCCUGUAAUAAAAUUGUCACAAGGGAGACGAAAAAGAGUGGGAAAGCGUCGAGCGAUCGACAAGAAACUACGAUAGCCAAUGCUAAUAACGACAGCGUUGUUAGAUGUACACGAUCACGAGUUAAGUCAGCCCCAGCUACAAUGGCACACUCGUCCAGUGAUUUAGAUGACAAAGAGAAGACCAGAAAAGCAUCUUCAUCGGAUUCUCCGAGACCAGCAGCAGAAGUAAAGCUGGGGAAGAAGACAGUAGAUUCGAGCGUUUGCCCACAUAGAUGUUUAGACUCUGAGCCACAAAGAAAACUUCUCACGUCGAAAAAUGAAGUUAGCGAAACUACAGACCUUAUCGAAGUAAACCAAAGCACAAAGAGCUGUUUUCUUGACUCGAAAGAUUCCUCACAAGUAGAGGUGAAGUUGUCUGAUUGUAGAAAGAUGUGUGUUAACAGGAAAAGGCCUUUGCGAGAUGUACACUCAAAUUCUUCUGACACCGAGAGUAUUCAGAGUUCAAGUGGAGAAACGUCAUCGAAAGGACCUCCUGCCGAGGACGCUCUCUCGGAUGACGACGAAAAUGAUCUCUCUAGUACACCAACACUGGAUCACUGUCCCUCUCCUGCAAGCUCGGAGAAAUCAGGCUUUUCAAAUGAAACUUCAGCGGGAAGUGGAAGGUAUAGCUUGAGAAAACACGUAGAACAAAAUAAGUGUGACUCUAAGCUUUGUAACAAGACCAAGUUAAAACACAAAAUCCCCGACAGCCCUGAGAGUUAUCGUGAGCGGAGGGAGAGAACUGUUUCCACGGACUUUACCAGUGUUAAAUCAAAAUCCAGAAGUCCAAAACAAAGAUCUCAGUCAGUACAAAGUCUCCAAACCAGGACAUCAAAGAAAAAGGUGAAAGGAGAGAAUAAGGGACAGAUAAAAAUCCAAGAGAAAACGCCUUGUCGUGGAGAGGCCUUUCACGUGAAAGAAUUCUCAUCUGAGGCCGAUUUAAGGUCCACCUCUGGUAGCCCUCGAAGUGGUCCUACUCAUGACAAGUACAGCAUGGGUGUGUCUGGUAUGCUUUCAGCUGGGAUAAACUUGCAAGAGCUUGCUGUUGACGACGUCGACAAAAUAACGGAUCCUUCCUUUUCAUCAGAUACAAUUGCAUCUUUGGGAGAUGUUUCCGUAACUACCGUUCGUGGGUCACCCCCACGCAUGAAAAGCGCUGACUACUGCGCGACGAGUAAAUAUUCAGGAAUUCAACUCUUGGAAGGCAGCCCACGCAUCAAAAAAGAUUACCAUUCUGCAGCUUUUCUUGCCAAACAUGGUAAGAAACGAUCUGGUGUUACUCGGUUGUUUGAGUCAGAUGACGAGGAGGAGGACUUCUAUGGCUUUGAUGUGCCGCAGUUCCUUGGGUCGUUUUCAUCUGAAGGAGAAGAUUUGAGUUAUAGGAUCAACUCUAUUGUGGAGAGUAUGAAUGAUGGUUCUGAUGAGGCCACUCUGGGAGAUACUCAGGAUAAUGACACUAUCGAGGAGGUUAAAACUAGUGACGAGGACACGGUAGUUGAGAAAAAUAUUGGAAGGGAAGAAGAAUCGAUGGUCGAAAAGAUAGAGAUAGGCAGAAAAGAGGAUGUCGGGAAGGGACAUUUUGACGGAGAUGUGGAGAUUGAACAAAAUAAAGCCACCGGAGUGUUAAGAAAGAUAAGGCCUACAACUUCAGUCGAGAUUCACAAUAGCAACUUACAAGACUCUCGGCCAAGUACAGCAAAAACGUCCAUAGUGGACAGCAUACCCGAAGUAGAUACUGACGAUUUUGAUGAGGAUGACGAUGUUUUCAGUACAGUGGCUGGCAGCACUGACGGAGAAGACGACGAAGAUGACUUUGCAAUAACGUCGCCUUUCAACAUCUCCAGCUGGACGCGGAGGCUAAAUUCAGAUAAUUUUCAGGCAGAAGUCUCCGAGCAAGAAGAGGACUCCGUGACGUCGUUCACUAACAUUAACUGGAGACGAAAGCGUAAAUCUGACGACCUUCAGCCAGAAGUGGGGAGGCCAACGAAGCGAAGGAAAUCAGAUGUAGCGACGGAGGUAGAUUGCUCUUUCCAGUGUUCCCAAAAAGUUACCCCUGUUAAAACUGGAGCUCCUAAGAGACUUCGAUCAGUGAGAGAAAGUAAUAGCGAAAAAGGAACUUCAUUUAUGACAGAAGUUGAUGGUUUGUUCCUGAGCAAACAGGAAGGGCCAUCUUUUUUAUCCGAACCAGUUCCAAGUGGAUUCCAGGACAGCGCUAUGUACGAAACUAUUGAAGAACGGGUCAAGAUACGUCGGAUCAUGGAACUUUCACUUAAGGAAUACGAGAAUACUCAAAUUGUAAGGCAGCAAAAAGACCACAAUAUGCAAUCAUCAGCGAAAGAAAAGGACAGACAGAAAUUCCCAUCCUUAAAGCCAUUGAAGGGCCAUUCCACAAUUCGAACUUCUCAGAGAGCUCGUCCAAUCAACAGCUCACCAAGUUCCUUCCCGUCACCACUCGCCGGUCCUUUUCGAAAAAGUCGGAGAGCCACUUGGACUUCUGACGCCAAUGCGUUUGCGUCACCACCUCCUGCAAAUUCAAGCUCCAAAGGUCGACAAGUUCGGUGUUUGACUCCUGUGUCAGCGAGAACACCUUCCCAACAUACUUUGAAAGAAAAACGCAGAGAGAAAUUUCCACCCUUAAAGCCGUUGAAGAGCGUUUCCAGUAUUCAAACUUCACCGAGAUCUCGUCCAAUCAACAGCUCGUCAAGUUCCAGCCCGUCACCACUCGCGGGCUCUUCUCGAAAGAGUCGGAGAGCCACGUGGAUUUAUGACGUCAAUGCGUUUGCGUCACCACCCCUUGAAAAAUCACACUUCAAAGGUCGAAAAGUUAAGUGUUCGACUCCUGUGUCAGCCGUAACACCUUCCAGACAUACUUUGAGGUCACGUAGAUACUACCAAGACCCCGAAGAUUCCUUACCACAGAAAUCAAGACCAAAAAGGGACGCUUUUGCUUUUGAUGAAUAA